Molecule: messenger RNA, 1455 nt
Organism: Quercus lobata
Lineage: Eukaryota; Viridiplantae; Streptophyta; Magnoliopsida; Fagales; Fagaceae
Product: protein DMR6-LIKE OXYGENASE 1-like
Exons: 3
Coding region: 170-1222 (350 amino acids)
Source: RefSeq, a predicted model, not a curated record
AACUUUUAUCCUAAGUCAUAUCAUUACUAUAAUAACAAGAUCAAUUUCUUCUGGUCCGCAAUAUCUUUCUGUUCACACAGAGAUCUCAAAAACACCUUUUUUAGUAUAAUAUAAGUCAGUCUUGAUCAACUCAUUGUUGCUUCAACCAGAGCUCCUCUCUUAUCUUUUCAUGGAGAUGAAAGUACCCUUUCAAUUAGCCAAUAACACACCUCUCUCCCUCUCUCCUGAUUUCAUUCUUCCAGAAUUCAAAAGGCCUAUCCUCUCAAAGGUAUUUCCUUCGGAUUCAAUCCCUAUAAUCGACUUAAAUGAUCAUGAAAUUGAUGAGGGUCAAGGGUCAUCCCCCUUAGUUUCAAAGAUAUCACAAGCUUGUGAGGAAUAUGGUUUCUUUCAGAUUAUCAACCAUGGAGUCCCCAAAGAAUUAUGCCAAAAAGUGUUGGCUGUGGUGACAGAGUUCUUCCAAUUGCCUCAUGAGGAAAGGGCGCAAUAUCUUACAAAAGAUCAUACCAAGCAAGUAAAAGUUUUCAAUUAUUACCAAAAGUAUGAAGGCCUUGGAAAGGUCAUAAUGUGGAGUGAGACCUUCUCUCACCCUUGGCAUCCUAUAGAAGAUUUCACUCAUUUGUUACCCACAAAUCCUCCUCAGUAUCGAGAAGUUUUUGCUGAGUAUGCAAAGGAGAUUGGAGCUUUGAUGGAUAGGCUUUUGAGCUUGAUAUCCCAAGGGCUUGGUCUAGAGAAGGAUUGUUUAAAGAAGAAGAUAGGUGAGAGGGCUUCCCUUUAUUCACAAGCAAAUUACUACCCACCAUGUCCAGACCCAGAGCUCACAAUGGGGAUUCCUGCUCAUAAUGAUAUUGUUGCACUCACUGUACUGUUGCAGUCAGAGGGGGUGACUGGCCUCCAAGUGAUUAAAGAGGAGAAAUGGGUACCUGUUGACCCUGUGCCUCAUUCUUUUGUCGUCAAUCUCGCUGAUCAAAUUCAGGUUCUGAGUAAUGGAAGGUACAAGAGUGUAGAUCACAGGGCCGUAACCAACAAGUGGUUGCCACGAGUAUCAUUGGCAAUGUUCUAUGCACCAAAUAAUGACAUUGUGAUAGGUCCUAUUGAGGAUUUGAUUGAUGAGGAGCACCCACCAAAGUAUCGAAACUAUAGUUACAAGGAGUUUAUGGACGAAUUUUAUAGGCAAGAAGGAAAGAGAAGAAGGGUAAAGGAAGCUUUUGAGUUGCAGCGUUAGGAACGUGGUAUUGAUCCACCUUCUACAGCUGGUUUUUUUUUUUUUUUUUUUAAUUGGUCAUAAACUCAUAAUAAACACUUUGGGUUCACAUGUCCUCUACGAUACAAUGUCCUUAUAUAUAAAUAAAAUUAUUGUAGUAACUAGUAAGCACAGAAGACAGAACCCAUUCUCAAAUUUAUUUGAGCAAGGAACUGCCCAUAAGGAGAUAUUUUUCGAGGUGAACUUUUAAUAUU